This is a messenger RNA of Serpula lacrymans var. lacrymans S7.9, 1604 nucleotides long. RefSeq lists its product as uncharacterized. The transcript is spliced from 3 exons. The record is from RefSeq and is a predicted model, not a curated record. NCBI's taxonomy places the organism in Eukaryota, Fungi, Basidiomycota, Agaricomycetes, Boletales, Serpulaceae. Bases 89 to 1057 code for a protein of 322 amino acids.
GAGCGCCGCUUGAACUGCACUCUGGUGGCCACCCACCUGGUAGCCACUGCACAUAAACAUAUAAUGAGGGUAUGCAAAGACCACGAAAAUGGCUGAACCUCCUUUACACGCACGGCCAACGACAUUCCCUCCAAGGCAGCAGUUCUCCAAUGUACCGUUGACUACACAAAAACAGUCCGACCACGAUGAUAUCUUUUUGUCUUUGAGCGACCAUAAUGCUUGGUAUUAUCCUUCUCGAGGGUUUGAUUCUGAAGAGACACCGAUUAGCAUUAGCGGUGGAAAUUGGGAUCAGAAGAUGGCACAUGAUUCAAGAUGGGCUCGGAAGGGCAAAGCAGCAAAUUGGGGAUCAAGUAAGGUUGAAUGGGAGGCAGAUGAACGAGCCCGCAAACGUCUGAUGUCGCUUCUGCCAGCGCCUCGUCCCCCUUCGCCACUCACUCUUCCUCAUUUGCGUUCACCUUCACCCUCGUGCGAUGCUCCCUAUGAACUACCAAAUACUCGUCACACAAGUUUCUCAUCGUUCGUAAUGGACAAGUCUGUGACACGCUCUUUCCGCUCCACCCUUUUUGACGAGCUAGACCAGGCGACUACCAGUUUCAUCGAAGGGGAAGUUUCCGUGAGACAAGCUCUUAAUCGGCUGUGGCAGGUACUCAGCGAGGAUCCUGAUGCUAAGUCGAAAGAACCACCCUUGCUACCUAAACGUGAGGAAGAAGUGGGCGAGGAAGAAGAGGAUUCUGAAAGCAGGCUCGCUCGUGCACCAGAUCUAACGCCGAUCAUCCGUAAACUAUUUCUCGUAUCGUAUCCAGACUCUGGCCCACCUGUUCUGGAACCAUCACAUUUUGCAUCCCUAGAAAUGCAACAAAUCAGCCUGGAGAAGUCCUUGGCGACACUACUUGAACUUCAAGACGACGAAAGAGAAUACAUCGAGCGCUUGGAAGAGAUACAAGAUGGUUUGGGUAAUGCUAGGGCUCAGCGUGACAGUAUAUGGGAUGUUGUGCGACAAAAGGCUGUUAAAGAAUUGCACGACGUAGCUUGUGGUGUGACCACAGAUCUUCAUUGAUGCAUCGUCUUUUAAUAGUUACCACCUGUGCAAGCGGAGCGCAGAAAUUUAUAACCCACUGUUAUCUUCCCGAACUCGCCGUACGAAAUCCGCGCUUACAGUAUGACGGCCUCUUUUUUGCUUGCUGGUACAGGUAUGUAUCGGUUAGAUUACCGCGUGUCACGAUGUGAUGCGCGGGAGGGGAUUAGUUACGUUUUUCAGUAGAACCAUCGCCAACCUAUUGUAUGGUCAUAGGAAUUUCUCCAGCGUUGGGGCUUGCUUGUAAGUACUCCCGCCGCGAACCUGAUUGGCGUCGAUGGGCCUUUUUGACAUCAUGGUACCGCUAUCGCAUCACAUGAUGAUGCAGCUCCUGUGGGUGCCGCUCAAAAGGGCAUGUACCUUGACAUCUAGAACGCUACAUCUGAGCCAAAAAAGGCCAGAAAACUUUCUGACAGAAAGUUUUCAGAAUCUGUAUGGGACUAGCAUGAAACGCGACGGCAAAACCUCAGAUUUAGAUCGAAUAUACCUUGAUAUAGUAAUCCCUAGAAUUAAGGCUUCGCGGUGUAAA